UUUAACGAUUGUUCUCCGUCAAUUCAAUAAUAUUUUAUGUAUAUAAAAUAAUAUCUCCCCACUGUUCCGGUUCACUGAUGACGUGGUAGACAUGGUCCACGACAUUUGUUUCUCGUUUGAAUCGCUUCGCUACGCUCCUUUUCACACUUUUCACACCACCCCCUCUUUACUCCUCUCCCUUUCCGCGCCUCCCAUUCCCCCUCAACCCCUAUAAAUACGCCUCUUAUCCCCUCGCCGCUUCUCUAGAGCCCUCCUCCUCGACUCCUCCCCCCUCCCUUCUCCGCCACUAUUCCUCAUCGUCUCCCUCCUCAACUCUCCGAUCUCAAAAAGCUCUGUUUGUCUUGUAGACCGAGGAGAAUUAAUGGCGGUGGCUUCUAGAGGGAGAUCGGAGCUGAUGCGGCAAUGGAGGGAUCGGGCGACGAGCCCCGAGAGGACGAAGGUGUGGACGGAGCCGAAGACGAAGAUCUCCGAGAGGAAGGUCCCUGUGGUGUACUACCUCUGCAGAAAUGGCCAAUUGGAGCAUCCGCACUUCAUGGAGGUCACCCUCUCCUCCUCCGAUGGACUCUAUCUCAGAGAUGUGGUCAAUCGAUUGAAUCUACUCAGAGGGAAAGGGAUGGCGCAAUUGUACUCGUGGUCUUCGAAACGGAGCUACAAGAACGGAUACGUGUGGCACGAUCUCGGCGAGGACGAUUUCAUCCACCCAGCUCACGGAAACGAGUACGUCCUCAAGGGAUCGGAGCUCCUCCUUCCGAUCACGAUCUCGGCAUCGCAGGAUACCUCGGCGUCGUCGUCCUCGUUCUCCUCGAGCGGCUUCGAGAAGCCUCUCGAGAUCCACCGAUCCGCGCACGACGACUCCGGCCUCGCGCUCGCGGCGGCGGCGAGGAGGAAGAAGCCGACGCCGUGGUCGUCGAUGGAUCUCGGCGAGUACAAGGUCUACAAGACGGAGGCCACGGCGGAGGCUGCCGCGCGGGCGGCGGCGGACGCGGCGACGCAGACCGAGGAGAAGCGGCUCCCGCGGGGGCGCCGCGGCCCCCCGCGCGGCGAGGACCGCGCCGAGGCCCCCUCCGCGGCGGCGGAGGACGAGGGCGCCGCGGCGGCGGAGCUCGGCAGCGACGAGAUCUCUCCCCCGCCCUCGUCCUCGAGCCCCGAAACCCUAGAGACGCUCAUAAAGGCCGAUGGGCGGAGCAUCGUCGCCGCCCCCGCCGCCGCCGCGGAUCGGACGGUGGGGAGCUUCGCGAUGGGGCGGAUGCGCGCGUCGGCGGUGCUGAUGCACCUGAUCUCGUGCGGGUCCAUCUCGGUGAAGGAGCACGGGUCGGUGGUGGUGCCGCGGGGCAGGGAUGUGCUGACACGUGGACAGUCGGAUCUGAGCGGGAAGGAUCUCGACCGGUUGGUGGAGAACCCGGGGUUCACGGGGCUGGAUAAGGAGUACUUCAGCGGGAGCUUGGUGGAGACGAAGAAGACGGUGAGCGAAGGCGCCGCCGAGUUUCCGGGAUUGAAGCGCUCGUCCUCUUACAACGCCGACAGGAGCGCAAGAUUGGAGUUGGUUGAAAACGAAAUUGAAAGCGCACGUGCCAAGUGCAUCCCAAGAAAGCCCAGGAUCGUCUCACGUAGCAAUCUCGGAAGCAAGCGUUUCGUGGACGAAAAUGCACCUCACCAGUCAUAGGGCCCUCUGCUACUCAACUAGAGGAGUGUAGAAAAAAGAAAAUAGGGUCAACGACAUUGUUAUAUAGAUAAAAUAAUUGAUAGGUUUAUUGCGAGGAGCGUCGAUGUGAUAUUUGGGAAUGCUUUCCUUUGCCGUGCUCACCACGGCACGGUGGUUGUGUAAACGAGAGAGGAAAGUUAAGAGUUCCCUUAAGCCCAUCCGUGUGUGCAUGUAUUUGUGUGAAGAAACAAGAAGGCACCUCUUUCGGAUUAAUUUAUUGUAGAAUCUAACUACUAUUUCUAUCUCUUAACACGAACUUACUGAGUUAUAAAACCA
Messenger RNA from Ananas comosus (pineapple), 1978 nucleotides. Its product is annotated as protein UPSTREAM OF FLC. The transcript is spliced from 5 exons. The record is from RefSeq and is a predicted model, not a curated record. Bases 362 to 1663 code for a protein of 433 amino acids. Lineage: Eukaryota; Viridiplantae; Streptophyta; Magnoliopsida; Poales; Bromeliaceae.